CCCUACAAGAUGCUCAACAAGAAGAAGCCUAACCUAGCCAAACUGUCACUUUGGGGCUGCCAAGUCUGGGUACAUGACCCUAGUGGUAGCAAACUUGAACCAAGGGCAAAAGAUGGGCACUGGGUAGGAUUUGACCUAGAGAGCAACAGGCACUGGGUCUACAUGCCAGACCAGAGAUGAAUUGCUGUUGAGCAUAAUGUGUCUUUUGAGAAGCUGACCACACCUACCAUCCCAAUGGCACUUCCACAGAGCAUGCCACUUGAGGGGGAGAAGGAGUCCAGUGGUGAGCAGCAUGCAACACCUCCAGUCAAAUCACAAGUUGACCACCUGGGUGCAAACUUCCAGCCAAAUGAUCCUCCAGCACCAUGCCAUAGCAGCCAUGCUAGGAAAGAGUCACCAUACUUGCAGAUGUUAUGCAAGGGUGAGGGAACUACAGAUGGGAAGAGUAGUGCACCACCACCAGGCAUCCAGGAAGGUACUGCUAACACCACUGGUGUAGUGGGUGAGGUCAGUAAUGAGGGGGAGUCAGAGAUCUUCGUAAUGCUCACAGAGUUGGCAGAGCUGGAUGAUACUAAAGACAUCACUGCUAUGGCAAUGGCUGUAUCAGAUGUAGAGGGACUAGAGCCUCACACCAUAGAAGAGGCAUGCCAGAGAGGUGAUAGAGAGCAGUGGGAUGGAGCCAUCAAAGCGGAGUUGAUGAGUCUAGAGCAAGCGGG
Messenger RNA from Suillus subaureus, 716 nucleotides. RefSeq lists its product as uncharacterized. The transcript has a single exon. NCBI's taxonomy places the organism in Eukaryota, Fungi, Basidiomycota, Agaricomycetes, Boletales, Suillaceae. The record is from RefSeq and is a predicted model, not a curated record. The annotation marks the transcript as partial.